AAGAUCAGGCUCACAUGUGUCCAGCUCUGUGUCUCUGAAGAGUGAUCACUCUAAAGGUAGACCACCAGACUUCAGUGAGAAAACACCAUCAUCUAAUAAAAGGCUUCAAUACGAGACAUUAGACUCAGACCGUCAGACUCACAGGAACCACAAGAAUUUCAAAGACAAUCUUCUUGGGAUCUUCCAGGAUCUUGAGAGCAAAAUAGUCACAUUUCUGAAGAAUGAGCUGGAGAAGUUAAAGAAAGUAUUACAACAUGAGAACACACAACACUUUGUGAAGGACUUUAAUGAGAACAGAUCCAGUAUCAAAUCAGCAGCUAUUGAUCUCACACUACAUUACCUGAGAGAGAUGAAGCAAGAUGAAGCUGCUGAUGCUCUAGAAGGUGAGCUGUUCUUCAUUCCUCAGCUGAAAUGUGGCCUAAAGAAGAAAUAUCAAUGUGUGUUUGAAGGACUGGCGAAGCAAGGUGACUCCACACUCCUGAAUAACAUCUACACAGAUCUCUACAUCACUCAGGGUGGCAGUGAACAGGUCAAUACUGAACAUGAGGUGAGACAGAUUGAAGUUGCUUCCAGACGUCAUGAAGCACAAGAGAUACAGGUUAAAUGCACACAUUUGUUUGAAGCGCCUGAACAAGACGAGGAGAUCCGAACUGUACUGACAAAAGGAGUCGCUGGCAUCGGGAAAUCAGUCUCUGUGCAAAAGUUUGUUCUGGACUGGGCUGAAGGAAAAGAAAAUCAAGAUAUCAGCUUCAUAUUUCCUCUUCCAUUCAGAGAGAUGAACUUAAAGGAGAAAGAAAAACUAAGUUUGAUGGACCUUUUAACUCAGUUUUUCCCAGAGACAGAAGGACUGAACCUCACAAGAUGGAAUCAGUUCAAAGUGCUGUUCAUCCUUGAUGGAUUGGACGAAUGUCGCCUUCCUCUGAAGUUUGAUUGUAAUGAGACGUGGCAUGAUGUAUCGUCACCAGCCUCUCUGGAUGUUCUCCUGACGAACCUCAUGAAGGGAAAUCUGCUUCCUUCUGCUCUCGUCUGGAUCACCAGCAGACCAGCAGCUGCCAGUAAGAUUCCUCCUGACUGUAUCGACCGGCUGACAGAGAUACGAGGAUUCAGCGACGCACAAAAGCAAGAGUACUUCAAAAAAAGAUUCAAGGAUGAUAUUCAAGCCAACACAAUCAUAGAUCAUGUUAAACAAUCAAAGAGUCUCUUUAUCAUGUGCCACAUCCCAGUCUUCUGCUGGAUUUCAGCCACUGUUCUCCAGAACAUUCUGGAGGAAAAGAGAAAUAAUGAUGUGAGAAACACUCAGCCUAAUGAGAUCUCUAAAACACUGCAGGAAUCAAACACUGAAGACACUCCCAAGACUCUGACACAAAUGUACACACACUUUCUCCACUUUCAGAUCCAGCAGAGCCGCCGGAAAUAUGAUGAAGAAUACACACCAGAUGUUUCCUGGGAUAAAGACGCCAUCCUUUCACUGGGGAAACUGGCAUUUCAUCAUCUGGAAAGAAACAACCUGAUCUUCUAUGACACAGACCUGGAAGCCUGUGGUCUUGACGUCUAUAAGGCAUCAGUGUACUCAGGCAUAUGUACCCAGAUCUUUAAGGAGGAAACAGGGAUCGUUCUUGGUACCAUGUACUGCUUUGUUCACUUGAGCAUUCAAGAGUUUAUUGCAGCCCUUUAUGCACAUCUGUUUCUAGACAUCAACAAGACAAGUGUGUUUGAUCAUGAGUCUACAGAACAGGAAAACAGAAAUGAAACCAUGAUUGAUUUUCUCAAGACUGCAGUGGACAAGGCACUGGAGAGUGACAAUGGACACCUGGACCUUUUCCUUCGCUUCCUCCUCGGCCUGUCACUCCAGUCCAAUCGACGACUCUUUCGAGGUCUGUUGACACAGCGAGACGGCACUGACCGGAGCAACGAGGGGAUAGUUCGACGACUCUUACGAGGUCUGUUGACACAGCGAGACAACACUGACCAGAGCAACAAGGAAAUAGUUCAGUACAUCAAGCAGAAAUUAGAAGAUAAUCUUCCUGCAGAGAGAUCCAUCAAUCUGUUCUACUGUCUGAAUGAACUGAACGACCAAACUCUGGUGAACGAGAUUCAGACCCACCUUAGCAAAGGAAGUCUCUCAUCUGGUGACCUUUCACCUGCCCAGUGGUCUGCUUUAGCCUUUGUGUUGUUGACAUCAGAGGAAGAGCUGGAGGAGUUUGAGCUUCAGAAAUUCAAGAAAUCAGACGAAUGUCUCAUUAGAUUAUCGGCAGUCAUCAAAACCUCCAAAAGAGCCCUGUUAAAUGAUUGUAACUUAACAGACAAAAGCUGUUUAGCUCUGGCUGCAGUUCUUGGAUCAGACACCAAUCUGAAAGAGCUGAACAUGAACAAUAAUGAUCUGCAGGAUUCAGGAGUGAAGCUGCUCUGCUCUGGACUGAAGAAUAUAAAGUGCAAAUUGGAGAUACUGAGACUCUCAUACUGCAGUGUGACAGAAGAAGGUUAUACAGCUCUGGCUUCAGCUCUGAGAUCAAACCCUUCACACCUGAUAGAGCUGGAUCUCAUAGGAAAUGAUCCUGGAGAAUCAGGAGUGAAGCAGCUCAAUGAUUUACUACAGGAUCCAGACUGUCAACUGAAGACACUGAGGUUUUUGAGUCCUGCUGCAGAGGAAGCCUGUCAGUAUGUGAAUAGAGUUGUGGGUGAAAACCCGUUACUCCAGAGAAAGCUGAAUCUGAAUGGACAUAAACUUGGAGACACACAAGUGAAUCAGAUCUCUGCUCUACUGCAGGAUAAACACUGUCAACUCAACACACUGACGUUAAGCUGGUGUGAUAUGACAGAUGAAGGUUGUUCUGAUGUGAUUUCAGCUCUGAAAUCAAACCCGUCACACCUGAGAGAGCUGAACCUGAGCGGGAAUAAACUAAGAGACUCUGGAGUGAAAAACCUCAGUGAUCUACUGAUGAACCCACAAUUCAAGCUGGAGAAACUACAUCUGUAUAGAUGCAGUAUUACAAAGAAACAGAGUCUCAUCCUGAUUUCAGCUCUGAAAUCAAACCCGUCACACCUGAGAGAGCUGGACCUGAGCAUGAGUAAACUAGAAGACUCAGGAGUGAAGCACUUAUGUGCCGUACUGAAGGAUUCACACUGUAAACUGGAGAGAUUGAGGUUAAGCUGCUGUGAUAUGACAGAUGAAGGUUGUUCUGAUGUGACUUCAGCUCUAAAAUCAAACGCGUCACACCUGAGAGAGCUGGACCUGAACGGGAAUAAUCUAGGAAACACAGGAGUGAAGCACUUAUGUGCCGUACUGAAGGAUUCACACUGUAAACUGGAGAGAUUGAGGUUAAGCUGCUGUUAUAUGACAGAUGAAGGUUGUUCUGAUGUGACUUCAGCUCUGAAAUCAAACCCGUCAAACCUGAGAGAGCUGGACCUGAGCGGGAAUAAACUAGGAGACUCAGGAGUGAAAAACCUCAGUGAUCUACUGAUGAACCCACAAUUCAAGCUGGAGAAACUACAUCUGAGUGUAUGCAGUAUUACAGAGAAACAGAGUCUCAUCCUGACUUCAGCUCUGAAAUCAAACCCGUCACACCUGAGAGAGCUGAACCUGACCGGGAAUAAUCUAGGAAACACAGGAGUGAAGCACUUAUGUGCCGUACUGAAGGAUUCACACUGUAAACUGGAGAGAUUGAGUCUACAGUGCUGUGGCAUUACAGAUGUUUCUUCUUUAACUCAGUCUUUGACUAACUCAAAAGCACUGCAGUUUUUAAAAGAGCUUGAUCUGAGUGACAAUAAGAUAGGAGACUCAAAGCGGCGGCUCAGAGACGAGCUACGAGACUCAAACUGUGUCCUGAGUGUACAUUAAGAUCGAUCACCAAACGUCAGUGGAUUUCCAUCAUGGUUUAAAUCUGUGAAACGGAGAUGAGAGGAGCAGAAACCAUCAGGUGAUCCACAGAAGAGUCUCACUGCUGUCUAUGAGGAGAAAUACAUGUGUAAAUGUGUUUCAUACAGGUGGAAGAGACUCAGACUUCACUAUUAAAUAAAGCAGCGUGUGUGUUAGCAUGCAUAUUAGAAACAUGUGAUAUUGAAUGAUUAAUGUUGGUUUAUUAUAUUCAGACAAAUGAUGGUUUAGUUGUAAUUAAAGGUGGAACAGAGGAAGAAGCUCAGAUGAGUGUCAGCAGAAAUCUUCACUAUCAGGCCUGCAAAUAUAAUAA
Messenger RNA from Pimephales promelas (fathead minnow), 4187 nucleotides. NCBI's taxonomy places the organism in Eukaryota, Metazoa, Chordata, Actinopteri, Cypriniformes, Leuciscidae. The record is from RefSeq and is a predicted model, not a curated record.